Molecule: messenger RNA, 1080 nt
Organism: Macroventuria anomochaeta
Lineage: Eukaryota; Fungi; Ascomycota; Dothideomycetes; Pleosporales; Didymellaceae
Product: NAC-domain-containing protein
Exons: 4
Coding region: 1-1080 (359 amino acids)
Cellular component (GO): nascent polypeptide-associated complex; cytosol
Source: RefSeq, a predicted model, not a curated record
AUGCUGUCCAAAUCAAUCGUCGCGCUCGCGCUCGCUCCCGUCGCUCUCGCCCACUUCACCCUCAAAUACCCUACAUCUCGUGGCUUCGAUGAGGACAAGGAGCCAACCUUCCCUUGCGGAGGCUACGAUACCGUGUCAUCGCAGCGCACCGACUUUGCCAUCAGCGGCGGGCCUAUUCAGAUCAACCUGGGACACCAACAGACCAACGUAGCUGUGUACAUGGCCGUUGGUGAUAACCCAGGCUCCGGCUUCAGCGUUGUUCUGCACCAACAAUUCCAGGUCGCUGGCUACGGCGACUUCUGCUUGGGCAAUGUCAGCAUUCCCUCGAGCUUGAACGUCACAGAAGGUACAAAGGCAUCCAUUCAGGUCGUCACAAACGCACACGGCGAGGGCGGCCUCUACCAGUGCACCGACGUCAACCUGGUCAAUACAGCCCUCUCCCAGUCGGACUACAGCACAAACUGCAAGAACGGCAGCGGCGUCUCAGUCAGCCAGGAGAACAUCUCUGGCAACCCCAACAGCACAAGCGACACAGGCUCAGCGAGUGGAAGCGCGAGCGGAAGCGCGAGCGGAACUGGCGCUGCUGCUUCCCCCACAGCGACUCGCACAGGUGAUGCGGCACAAGCAAAGGCUGCCUCCUGGGGCAAGGGCACACCCCGCAGGAAGGUCAAGAAGGUCCACAGGGCCGCUGGUACCGACGACAAGAAGCUCCAGGCUGCGCUUAAGAAGCUGAACGUCCAGCCCAUCCAGGCUAUUGAGGAGGUCAACAUGUUCAAGAGCGACGGCAACGUCAUUCACUUCUCGGCACCAAAGGUUCACGCCUCGGUACCCGCCAACACCUUUGCCAUCUACGGCGCCGGUGAGGACAAGGAGCUCACCGAGCUCGUCCCCGGUAUCCUCAACCAGCUCGGUCCCGACUCGCUCGCAUCGCUGCGCAAACUCGCCGAGAGCUACCAGAGCAUGCAGAAGGAGAAGGGUGAGGCUGGCGAGAAGGAUGACGACGAGGAUGACGAUGACAUCCCCGACCUCGUUGCUGGCGACAACUUCGAGUCGGCUGAGAACAAGCCUGACGUCGAGUAA